AUGCACAACAAGAAUCCAUUCUUUCGAGUCUUGUUCUUUCUUCUUUUAAUCUGUCAAAUACCAAUCACUCUCUCUCUCUCUUUCUUUUCUCAUAAGAGUACCAAUCACUCUCUCUCUUUCUUUUCUCAUAAGAGUACCAAUCACUCUCUCUCUCUCUCUUUUUCUUUUCUCAUAAGAGUACCAAUCACUCUCUCUCUCUCUUUUUUUCUCAAGAAGUACCAAUCACUCUCUCUCUCUUUCUUUUCUCAUAAGAGUACCAAUCACUCUCUCUCUCUUUCUUUUCUCAUAAGAGUAACAAUCACUCUCUCUCUCUCUUUUUCUUUUCUCAUAAUAGUACCAAUCACUCUCUCUCUCUCCUUCUUUUCUCAUAAGAGUACCAAUCACUCUCUCUCUCUCUUUUUCUUUUCUCAUAAUAGUACCAAUCACUCUCUCUCUCUCUCUCUUUCUUUUCUCAUAAUAGUACCAAUCACUCUCUCUUUCUUUUCUCAUAAUAGUACCAAUCACUCUCUCUCUCUUUUCUCAUAA
Acanthosepion pharaonis is the source of this 525-nucleotide messenger RNA. Lineage: Eukaryota; Metazoa; Mollusca; Cephalopoda; Sepiida; Sepiidae. The record is from the annotation of a GenBank genome assembly.